AAUUAUUUCCCCCCAAACCUAAGAAGAAGGAACUGGGCACUUCUUCAGUGGAAUGAAGCAUGCCUGGUGUCUCCCCCCAUCUUUAUUCCUCAGUUUGGUGAACAUUUGCUUAGUUCCGGCCAACUACGCGCCCUAUUUUUUUGACAAUGGAGCCAGCAGCACCAAUGGGAACAUGGCGCUUUUCAGCAUUUCCGAAGACACACCCGUGGGUACCCACAUAUAUACACUCAAUGGAACAGACCCAGAAGGGGAUCCUGUGAUUUACGGCAUGAGUUUUGAAGCUGGGUCUAGAAGCUACUUUGCCGUUGAUAAAAACUACGGGAACGUUACUCUGAUUGAGGAACUUGACCGCGAGAGAGAAGACGAGAUUGAGGUUGUAGUCAGCAUUUCAGACGGCUUAAGUAAAGUAGCUGAGAAAGUCAGAAUCUUCGUAACAGACACUAAUGAUGAGAGCCCAGAAUUUCUCCACACACCUUACAUAAUUCAAGUCCCAGAGAAUGCUCCUGCAGGAAGCAGCAUCUUCAAAGUUCAAGUCAUGGACAGAGACAUAGGAUCCGGGGGAAGCAUUACCUACUUUCUACAGAAUGUCCACACAAAUAAGUUUACGAUAGAUCGUCACAGCGGUGUCCUUCGCAUCAAAACGGGGAUCGCUCUCGACUAUGAAAAAUCAAGGACUCAUUUUGUUACUGUGGUGGCAAAGGAUGGAGGCGGCAAGCUACGCGGUCAUUACAGGGUCUUCUCAGCCACAACCACCAUCACGAUCAAUGUAGAAGACGUGCAGGACACCCCGCCAUUGUUUAUCGGCACUCCAUACUAUGGCUAUGUCUAUGAAGACACCAUGGAGGGUUCUGAGGUGAUAACAGUUGCUGCUGUUGAUGGAGACCGAGGGAAGCCUAACAAAAUUCAUUACUCUCUUCUGAACGGAAGUGAAGAGUCAUUUGAAAUAAACAACAGAACUGGAGCCAUUUCUGUUAUUACCAACCCAAUUAAACUGAAGGAAGAAGUGUAUGAACUGAAAAUUCGGGCCUCUGAAAUAGUUCCAGAUGGUGAGAAGGUGGCGCAUGCUUUUGCUACGGUAACUAUAAGGAUUGUUGACCUCAACAAUCACCCGCCAACGUUCUAUGGAGAAAAUGGCCUACAGAACCAGUUCGAGCUCACCAUGUAUGAACAUCCACCAGAGGGUGAGAUCUUGAGGGGACUCAAAAUUACUGUCAACGAUUCAGAUCAGGGAGCAAACGCCAAAUUCAACCUCCGCCUUGUUGGGUCAGGUGACAUCUUCCGCGUUGUCCCUCAGACUGUCCUGAAUGAAGCCCAGGUCACCAUAAUAGUAGAAGACUCUAAGGCCAUAGACUAUGAAAAAUUCCAGGUUUUAUCCUUCAAGCUUCUUGCGAUAGAAGUGAACACUCCUGAGAAGUUUAGUUCAACAGCUGAUAUCACGAUACGUCUCUUGGAUACCAAUGACAAUGCCCCAAAGUUUUUAUCAGAUUACUACAUCGCCCGGAUUCCAGAGAAUUCGCCUGGGGGUUCCAAUGUCGUGGCUGUAACAGCAACAGAUCCAGAUUCAGGACUUUGGGGUGAACUGAAAUAUUCCAUAUAUGGAACAGGAUCGGAGAUAUUCCUGAUCCACCCGUCUACUGGGAUUAUCUAUACCCAGCCGUGGGCCGCAUUAGAUGCUGAGGUUGCCUCCAAGUACAACUUCUAUGUGAAAGCAGAAGACACAGAAGGGAAGUACAGCUUGUCUGAAGUCUUCAUUACUGUGCUUGACGUCAACGACCACUCGCCGGAGUUCAAUGAGAACAUCCAGGAGAAAACCAUGAUUAUUGGAUCACCAGUGAAAGUGCAGGCAAUCGACCAAGAUGCAGAAGAACCCAACAACGUAGUAGACUACACCAUCAUGCAAGCUGAUCCAGCCAAUGUCUUUGACAUAGACUCAAGCACGGGAGAAAUCAAGCUGAAAUCCUAUAUCCGAUCCUUGGACAUCAUUCACAACAUCACCAACUACAAAGACUGCAUUUGGUCCCUGGUCAUCCAGGCCAAAGACCGGGGCUCUCCUUCGUUUAGUACCACCGCUCUUCUGAAGAUUGAUAUCACAGAUGAGACUCUUCGCAAAGGGCCUAUAGCCGCCUUUUUGAUGCAAACAAAAGAUAACCCCUUGAAAGCUUUAGGAGUUCUAGCUGGUGUCAUAGCAGUUAUGGUGAUGAUCACUGUCUUGAUCUCUACCAUCAUGUUCUGGCGCAAUAAGAGGUCCAACAAAGUCAUGCCGGUGCGACGGAUCAUUAGAAGAAGACCGAACUCUCGACCCCGAACGGCCAGGCUAGAGUGGCUGAAUUUCAAGAGCUUGUCCAACCUUACCAACUUUACCCAGAGGUUCACCAGCCAAGAAGAUGACAAGAGCCUGAAGAAUGAGAACAGCAACAACAACUUGCUCCAGGUGCCGCCCCCUUCACCGCCAACUGCUCCACUUCCGCUUCCGCCUCCUGCCCCUCCAUUCAAGAUCACCCUCUCUGAAUGGAGAGUCCCCACAGUGUCCGGAUCUCUGAGCCCCAAGAUCAAAAGCAAACACGUGAAAAAAAAGGGCUUUGCUAACAUGGCCCACAAUGCCCUAGUAUCUGAGCUCAAACAGAGGCUUGAAAAGAGAAACACAAGCUGCAGUCACCUUCAUGUUUAGCACCUCUCUGGAAGCUGAAUGGAAAAGUGCAGUUGGCAUUCCAAUUACAUGGUGUGAUUGUUCUUUUGUGUUUUGCACUUACUUACCCAUUCCCUCUCCAGCCGCGGGCGUUCGUAACAGUAUUUCCAUUUCAUUUGCUCGGAUAUUUGCCAUUGCGUACCCGAUUUCCUUGUGGAAUUGUUUCACUUAUAUCAUUAUGAUAUCAGCGUGAUGCAGAUUUGUUACAAAUUUUCUCUAGAGUCUUCAUACAAAG
Molecule: messenger RNA, 2921 nt
Organism: Heteronotia binoei (common prickly gecko)
Lineage: Eukaryota; Metazoa; Chordata; Lepidosauria; Squamata; Gekkonidae
Gene: CDHR1
Product: cadherin related family member 1
Exons: 17
Coding region: 53-2668 (871 amino acids)
Biological process (GO): homophilic cell-cell adhesion
Cellular component (GO): plasma membrane; catenin complex
Molecular function (GO): cadherin binding; calcium ion binding
Source: RefSeq, a predicted model, not a curated record